AUUCCGAGGUCAUAGGCAUAGAUUAAAUUGCAAAAAUAUUAAAAAAAAACUGAUUGAUUUUAUGCCGUAGAGUUUGUUUAUUACUCCAAGUUUCAUACAAAGAUUGAAACUGAUAGUGAAAAUUUUCUCAUUCAAUGUGUUAUGACUUUUGUACUGAAAUAAAUUAAAAUAAUGUUUCUUCUAAUAGGAAAUAACUCAACAUAUUAUCUUACAAAGGAUGGAACGUUCAGGAUAGGGAGACAUGUAGGAGAUAUAAUAAUAGGGCAUUCUACUAUUAGUAGGAAGCACGCAGAGAUUACUGUCGAGAAUAAUGAAGCCUUUCUUCAGGAUUGUAAAUCCAAAUACUUCACAAAAUAUAAAGGAAAUAUUUUAAUGAUUAAUGAUCAAGUAAAAUUGGAGGAUGGAGCAGAAAUAAUUUUUGGGGAAGUAAAGUUUAGGGUCAAAAUAGAAGAAAAGUUCAUUACUUGUUCAACAGGAGUUAAAGAAAAUGAAGAAGAACUUUGUUCGAUCAUAAAAGAACUAGGUGGUGAAUAUUUGAAAGAUUGGAAUGAUACAUGCACUCAUUUAACAACAGCAGAAAUUAUGGUUACUUUGAAAGUUUUACAUGCUAUAAUGGACAAUAAGAAGAUAGUGACUCCUAACUUUUGGAGAAGUUAUCUCAAUAAUUUGAGAGAAAUGAAAUUACCACCUGAUCCAUCUGAAUUUUAUCCACCGUUAGGAGAGAGUAUGAUACAUUCCAAAUAUCUGGAUUAUAACCCCAAUAGAAAAACUAUAUUCACUAAUAAAACAUUUGGAUUUUGGAAAAAGAGAAGAAGUAUGCAAGAUAUAAUUUCUAAAGCAGGUGGAAAAUCUGUAUAUCUACUAUCAGCUGGUAAAAAUGAAUCAGAGCUUAUGGAACUUAUAGAAAAUUGUAUUCUGAUGGAUCCAGAGGACACAAAUAUUGAAAAAAAAAAUUCUGUUUUUCUUGAGGCAUACAAGAAGAAUGGGAGAAGGGUUAUUCCUAUCCAAGAAAUUGUUUUGGCAAUUUUGCAGUGUUCAUGCAAGGAAAACUGUAAUCCCUAUUUUAAUAGAGCACAGACAGUUUUCACUAGGGAAAAUGUAAAACCUGGUCCAUCUAAAGUAGUAAUUGGAGAAACUGAAUGUUUUCAGUUUGACUGUGAGAAGGAACAAAAGCCUAAAGUUAUUCCAUCUUCUAUUGAUUUUGAAAAUGACUCAAAUACCCAAUAUAACUUUCAAAAUGAAGGAAAUAACACUCAAAAAGAGUUAGAUAUAAAUGUGACAGAGCAGAAUGACGAAUUACCACAAAAAACUAGGGCUACUAGAAGGAUGGAAUUGGACCUUGAAAUAGUUGAGACGUCAAAGAAGAGUAAAUUAAAUAUGUUCAAAAGGCCUGCACAAGACUCACUUGCUAAUCUCCCCAAAAAAGUAAAGGAAGAACGAGAAAAUUUGCAGUUGAAUCCCUUUUUCAACAUGAAAUCAAGUAUAAGAAGUGGAAAAGAAUCAACAUCAAAAGAGAAUAUUGAUUUGGACAUGUCAAAUAAUCCGUUUGGACAAAUUCAAUUGAAAAGAGCCAUUAAAAAUGAGACUGCAACAGACAAUUUUGUCAUAGCAAAUGAUAGAAAUUCAGACUCCAAUAAUGAUAAUUCAAAAAAGAGGAAAUGUGAAGACAUUUUAGAUUCUGUAAUUUCAGAAAAACGUACAAAAAUUAUUUGUAAGAAAAAUCGCAAAUUUGUAAGAGUAGAAUCUAUUGAUUUUUCAAAUAUGAAUCAUUCAGUCUCAAGUGGAUCUUGGUUUGAUAAGACCAUCAAGACAGAUAUAAAACCAACACUUGAAAAUUUUGAUGAGAAUGAACAGAAAUGGUGUGAAAGAUUUAACAAUUCUGUUGUUAUUGUGGCAAAAAAUUUGUGGAGAAAAGAUAUGUCAAAUUCCAGUAUCUCAUCUAAUUUAACUCAUCGAACCAACGAGAAUAAUUUCAAAAAAUUUCGAAAAGUGGCUGUGCCAAAGACGGAUCAUAUUAUUAAAUGUUCGAAAAUUGUCUUUGGGAAAUCAAAUCUGGGAAUUGACUACCAAUAUUCAGAUGAUGAAGAUAAUAGAAAUAUGUGAACUUUGUUUUUAUAUUUAUUAUAAAUGUGUAUUAUAUUUAUAUUAAUGGUAACUCAUUAAAUAUUUUCUUGAUGUU
Molecule: messenger RNA, 2179 nt
Organism: Harmonia axyridis
Lineage: Eukaryota; Metazoa; Arthropoda; Insecta; Coleoptera; Coccinellidae
Product: nibrin
Exons: 2
Coding region: 172-2103 (643 amino acids)
Biological process (GO): mitotic G2 DNA damage checkpoint signaling; double-strand break repair via homologous recombination
Cellular component (GO): Mre11 complex
Molecular function (GO): protein binding; damaged DNA binding
Source: RefSeq, a predicted model, not a curated record